UUACACGCAAAGUUACACGCCGACGUAUCCGAGCAGAGUCGACUAGGCGUUAUAAUUGAAGUACCGUUUCUGCAGCAAGCCGAGUCGCUCUGGGUGCAAGCUGUGCAAGAAGAGAUGUUUCACGAAGAGAUUGAAGCACUCCGUAACGGCCAGCAUCUUCCGACGAACAGCAGACUAGAUCAUCGUACUAAAUUCACGUUCACCGACGAAAAAAUACGUGUCGCAUCGAGAAUAGCCGCUGCGAACGACAUAACGCUAGAACAGAGAGAACCGGCAGUUUUAGACGGCAAUCACCGAUAUACGAAGCUGUAUCUAGCAUGGAUACAUGAACAAUUAGCACACGCGGGGAUCGAAACCACAGUUAAUGAAGCCCGCCAGCACUAUUACAUAGUGAGAUUACGUCCGAUUACACGCACUAUCGUGAAACAGUGUCAGCAAUGCCGCCUAAGAAGAGCUAUACCGACCGAACCUCCGACUGGUAACCAUCCGAGGAGCCGACUUGCUCAUCAUCAACGGCCGUUUACAUUCACAGGGGUCGAUUAUUUCGGCCCACUCUCAGUAACCGUAGGCCGUCAUCAUGAAAAAAGAUAUGUAGCUCUCUUUACAUGUCUCACUACGCGCGCCGUGCACUUAGAAUUGGCAGCUGACCUAACCGCAGACGCAGCAAUUAUGGCUCUGAGGCGUAUGAUCGCACGCCGCGGAGCGCCUACCGAAAUAUACUCCGACAACGGGACGAACUUUCACGGUGCCGACCGGGAGCUCCGUGAAGCCGUCAAGAACGAAGCUACGAAGCGAUCAAUCACUUGGAGGUAUAUACCACCAGGUGCACCGUUCAUGGGGGGUGCAUGGGAACGCCUUGUGCGCUCAGUGAAGAACGCCCUCUACCGUAUACUACACGAACAGCACCCGCGCGAAGAUGUGUUGCGAACAUUACUAUGUGAAGCCGAGUACAUAGUUAACAGCCGUCCGCUAACUCAUGUUUCUACGUCACCUGAAGACGAUGAAGCUCUUACCCCGAACCAUUUUUUAAUCGGUGGUUCAGGCCGAGUACAGACACCGGGAACAUUUACCAAAUCCGACACCGUGAGCAAGCAACAGUGGCGCCGCGCUCAACUACUCGCAGAUCAGUUCUGGGCAAGAUGGUUACGUGAAUACCUACCAGAACUCCAACACCGGCGGGAGCCCCAUGGCCGGGGAGCUCCUUUGAAAGUAGACGACUUAGUAUUAGUCGUCGACCCCAACUUACCUCGCAAUACUUGGCCCCGAGGGAAAGUCAUCGCAACGUAUCCGGGACGAGACGGAAUCGUCCGCACCGCAGACAUCAUGACACAAGGAGGUGUCAUGCGCAGACCUACGAAGAGGCUCGUCAUCCUACCUACCGAAAAGGGGGUGACAGAACAGUAGUCAGUCGUCGUGUUAGCGAUUUGGAUGCAGCGACGACACGAGUGCGCCGCUGCACGGCGGGAGUAUGUUCACGACGACUACGAAAUCUUCCUACAGAACCC
This is a messenger RNA of Ostrinia furnacalis (Asian corn borer), 1505 nucleotides long. RefSeq lists its product as uncharacterized. The transcript has a single exon. The record is from RefSeq and is a predicted model, not a curated record. Gene Ontology annotation, molecular function: nucleic acid binding. The annotation marks the transcript as partial. Gene Ontology annotation, biological process: DNA integration. NCBI's taxonomy places the organism in Eukaryota, Metazoa, Arthropoda, Insecta, Lepidoptera, Crambidae.